Messenger RNA from Theileria orientalis strain Shintoku, 1149 nucleotides. RefSeq lists its product as uncharacterized. Gene Ontology annotation, molecular function: ATP-dependent H2AZ histone chaperone activity. Gene Ontology annotation, cellular component: nucleus. The transcript is spliced from 7 exons. The record is from RefSeq and is a predicted model, not a curated record. Lineage: Eukaryota; Apicomplexa; Aconoidasida; Piroplasmida; Theileriidae. Gene Ontology annotation, biological process: chromatin remodeling; regulation of DNA-templated transcription. Bases 1 to 1149 code for a protein of 382 amino acids.
AUGAGUUCAUCAGAUCAUACGACCAGUGACGAGGAUAGCGCUGAAGAAUCUUCUUCAUAUGAUUCGUCUGAUGAGGAAUCAUUUGAUGAAUCGAAGGUAGGAAUAGCGCUUGAGUUGCCCAAAAGGGAGAAUCGAGGCAAAAAGUUUAAUCAGCUAGUCGGCGAAGAACUUGAAAAGGAUCAGCAAUUUUGGGGUCAUUCGACCUGGGAGGAGGAUGAAGUGGACGAUGAUUACAACUGCAGUGAGGGUGAGGAGCAGUACGCCUACUCCACCGAUUCUGACUUUGACGACCCCGAGGAAGAGGAAGAGGAGGAGGUUGACGAAUCGCAUCUUAAGGAGACCAAGAAGAAGAAGAAGUUUGGGGCGUACGUUGACCCGAUGCUUCUGGCAAACAAGAGGACGUUGCAGGCUUUAUCAAGAAAGAAAGCUCCUUCCACAGUGCAAACAAAGAAGCCAACCAGUUCACCCAUUAAAGCUGCAUACACACCGGAAGACUUUAUAAGAGAGAGGCGUGCUACAACAAAGCAGAAGACAGAGGCAAUUAAGGAACUAGUCAAUACCAGAAAAACUAAGAAGAAGAAAGUUUCAGAUAACAGAAAAGCCAAAGUUCGUGAGCCUAGGAAGUAUACUCAGGAGGAGCUGAUCGAGCAGGCGAAAAGAACGGAAGAGGCGAACCGCAAGUCCUUACAGAGCCUUCAAGCAUGGGAGGAUGAAAAGAAAAAGUACACUGAAACCAAAAGAUUCACCUACAAAGGCCAUUAUGACAUCUGGAUCAGCUGGAACUCGUUGCUCUCGGUCGUAAACCCGAACCAACUAGAUAAAGAUGGCAACCCAGUAGAAGCAAUAGCGCCGCACGUGGAGGAGAAGCCACUAGAACUGUAUAUGUUUACAACCGGCAAAUUGCCGGACUACUAUGUGAAGGCCAGGGAAGAUAAGCUAAAGCCUAGGAGAGAUCGGCCCAAAUGUGCCGUAACUGGCGAAGACGCCAAAUAUUUCGAUCCUAAAACACAAAAAUACUAUAGCUGCAUAGAAGCCUUCAAAAUAUUGCGUGUACAAUAUCACAACGAAAACCUGAACAUUCUGAAGUCCAAAUUGGAUACAAUAGGGACAAUUUUAACAGAUCUCAUGAAAAAUGAAAAUGAGACUUAA